CUUGUGUCGGCGCCGAUUUCUUUACAUUGGCUUUGGACCACGAAUAACCCUGAAUUUUCAACAACAACUUAUUCGCAGAAUGACGAAAGUGCUAGAGUGGAGUUUGUCAAGCAAAAAUCACUUGAAAUGUGUCAUGAUUGGUACAAUGAGGAUGGUGCCCAAUGGAAUUUCAUCCGCGACACAGAAACGAAUUCCUCAUGUCCAUGCAUAGAGAAGCAGGCAAUGGCCGAUUUGGGUCGUUUCAUGCCACAUCCCAGAUGCUCACAAGCAUUCCGUGAUAUCACCUGUACAGCAGCUAUUGGAGCAAGAAAUUGUUAUAUGUCAGCUCAAAAUAUUUACGGAUCAUAUGCUGGAUCAGGACGGGGAUUUGAAAGCGAGCAUACAGCGUUAGUAAUGCUAACUUUUUUCAAAAAAGUAUCUGCUAUGAAGCAACCAUUUGUAGGCCAAUUUUUCAUAAUUAACACACUUUGUAACGUGUGAUACUCAGAUCCUAAUGAGUGA
This is a messenger RNA of Strongylus vulgaris, 501 nucleotides long. The record is from the annotation of a GenBank genome assembly. Lineage: Eukaryota; Metazoa; Nematoda; Chromadorea; Rhabditida; Strongylidae.